AUGGUUCAACAAAAAUUAAAAGUAAUAGAUGAAAAUGAUUUAAAAAAUUUAAAAAAUGAAUCAAAAUGUUGUAUUAUAAUAAAUGAUUUAGUUUAUGAUGUUAGUUCAUUUUACGAGCAUCCUGGUGGCUUUGAUCUUUUUAAAGAGUAUGAAGGGAUUGAUGCAACAUCAUCUUUUAAUGAAAUUGGUCAUUCUACAAAUGCAAAAAAAUUGAUGAAAAGUUAUUUAAUUGGUGUGAAAAAAGAUACAGAAACAUAUAAAAAAAAAGAAGAAACAAAAAUUGUUGAAGAUAAAACAGAGUAUAUUAAUGUUUCUGAAGAAGAAAUAGAGGAAGAAGAAGAUGUAAAAAUAAAUAAACCUACAAAUGUUCCUGAAGAAAAAUCCAAUUAUGCUGUUGUUGCUUUAAUAAUUGUAUUGUUUAGUAUUUUCUAUUAUUUUAUGUUUAUUAAAAAAUAA
Molecule: messenger RNA, 456 nt
Organism: Plasmodium relictum
Lineage: Eukaryota; Apicomplexa; Aconoidasida; Haemosporida; Plasmodiidae
Product: cytochrome b5, putative
Exons: 3
Coding region: 1-456 (151 amino acids)
Cellular component (GO): membrane; intracellular membrane-bounded organelle
Molecular function (GO): heme binding
Source: RefSeq, a predicted model, not a curated record